AUGACCCUAGCAACCAGGGGAUCACCAGGAACCAUCUCCUUUACUACUCGAUCUAACACACGCUCUACUACUAGCUCUACCACACGCUCUACUACACGUUCUACUACUCACUCUACCACACGCUUUACUACUCGCUCUACCACACGCUUUACUACUUGCUCUACCACAUGCUCUACUACUCGUUCUACCACACGCUCUACUUCUCCUUCUACCACACGCUCUACUUCCUGUUCUACCACACACUUUAAUACUCGCACUACCACACACUUUAAUACUCGCACUACCACACACUUUACUACUCGCUCUACCACACACUUUGAUACUCGCUCUACCACCCGCUCUUCUACUUGCUCUACUAGAUGCUCUAACACACGCUCUACUACUCUCUCAACCACACGCUCUACUACUUCUUCUACCAACACUCUACCACACGCUCUACUACUAGCACACUCUACUACUCGCUCUACCACAUGCUCUACCACACUCUCUACCACAUGCUCUACUACUCGCUCUACCACAUCCUCUACCACAUCCUCUACCAAAGACUCUACUACUCGUUCUAUCAAACGCUCUACUACUCGCUCUACUACCACACACUCUAAUACUCGCUCUACCACAUGCUCUACCACAGACUCCCCUACUCGUUCUACCACAUGCUCUACCACACGCUCUACUACACGCUUUACUACUCGCUCUACCACACGCUUUUCUACUCGUUCUAAUGAAUGA
Molecule: messenger RNA, 729 nt
Organism: Penaeus chinensis
Lineage: Eukaryota; Metazoa; Arthropoda; Malacostraca; Decapoda; Penaeidae
Product: salivary glue protein Sgs-3-like
Exons: 2
Coding region: 1-729 (242 amino acids)
Source: RefSeq, a predicted model, not a curated record